CCUACCAGAAUCUCGUUCAAAUCUGUUCUUUUCUCUUGAAACUCUGGUAGUGGUUAUUCCUUACGUUUUUCUUAUUGAGGUAAGAGGAUUUUUUUUCAUUCUUUCCUCCAAUAGUCAAUGUAAAUUCCUUCUAUGUUUUUGAGUAAAGGGUUUAUGGAUGAAUGAAAGAUGAAGAGUUGGUCUUCGGCUUCAAAAGCUAGCUUUGAUUACUCUUUCAAGAUCUUGUUGGUUGGUGAUUCAGGAGUUGGCAAAACCAGUCUUCUGAUGAGUUUUGUCUCUGGUUCUGCUCGUGAUCUCUCCCCAACCGUUGGUGUAGAUUUCAAAAUCAAGCUUCUCGACGUUGGCCAAAAAAGAUUAAAGCUCACAAUUUGGGACACUGCUGGGCAAGAGAGGUUUGGAUCAUUUAUAAGCUCUUACUAUAGAGGAGCUCAUGGGAUAAUUCUCGGUAUGUUUACCGAAGCAAAAAAUGUUUAAUCAUGCUGACGAAGCCGCUAAGCUCAUCCUAUAGAAUGAUAGUUUUGAGUGUACUUAUUCUAUCAAAGUAUUUUGUUUCUUGUUUCAUUGAAAACCUUUCGAAAAGAUUCUAUGGUAUGCUUCAUUCGGCGAAUACUCUACUUUACGAAGGAUGCAUUGAAGGACUUUCCAGAUUGUCAUUGUUGGUUGUAAUGCUCUA
Tarenaya hassleriana is the source of this 673-nucleotide messenger RNA. RefSeq names its product ras-related protein RABC2a-like. Lineage: Eukaryota; Viridiplantae; Streptophyta; Magnoliopsida; Brassicales; Cleomaceae. Gene Ontology annotation, molecular function: GTP binding; GTPase activity. The coding region runs from base 169 to 474 and encodes 101 amino acids. The transcript has 4 exons. The record is from RefSeq and is a predicted model, not a curated record.